Fonsecaea multimorphosa CBS 102226 is the source of this 942-nucleotide messenger RNA. RefSeq lists its product as uncharacterized. NCBI's taxonomy places the organism in Eukaryota, Fungi, Ascomycota, Eurotiomycetes, Chaetothyriales, Herpotrichiellaceae. The transcript has a single exon. Bases 1 to 942 code for a protein of 313 amino acids. The record is from RefSeq and is a predicted model, not a curated record.
AUGGCAUUCGACCUGAAAACAGCACAUUCAAAGGAUGGCACCAAGAUUGCCUUCUACCAGAUCGGCAAGGGCCCAGGGAUCAUCAUUCUGCAUGGCGCGAUGCAGCACGGCCUUAGCCACGUGGACCUCGCCAAAGCACUGUCGGAGAGCUUCACCUGCUAUCUCCCUGACCGGCGCGGACGGGGGAGGUCCGGCGUCACCGGCAAGGACUACUCGGUGCGAAAAGAAGUGGAAGACGUCGAAGCCAUCCAUCUCGUGACGGGCGCAAAGUUCAUUUUCGGCGUCAGCUCAGGUGCACUUAUCACACUGAGUGCGGCACUGGCAGCGCCCGCAUCGCACAUACAGCGGAUUGCGGUGUUUGAACCGCCCUGGCGGCCCGAGUCCGAUCGAGAGGGGAUGAGUGCAUGGGUUCAGAGAUACCAGACCGAGAUCGACCGCGGUGAGCUCGCAAAAGCCGCCGUCACUGCAAUGCUCGGUGCGGAGAUGGGUCCAGCCAUCUUCCGGUCGAGAUACUUCCCGCAAGGUCUUCUGGUGCUCCUUACGAAAGUGAUGAUGGCGUUCGAGAACAAGCCAAGCAGGGAGUCGACUAACGGCGAGUACGCGGAACCGUUGGUCAAGGACCUGAUCCCCACCGUGCGCAACGACUUUGAAAUUGCCAUGUCGAUGCUUGGAGAAGAAACCCUGCAAAAGCUGGCUUCGAUUCAGACAGAGACACUCAUCUUGGGUGGAAGUCGGAGCCAGGCAUACUUGAAGAACUCGGUUCGCGAGCUCGAAAAGAUCCUCCCCAACGCCGCGCGUGUCGAGUUUGAAGGUCUCGAUCACGGCGGGACGUGCAAUAAAGCACAACAUGGCAGUCCGGAAGUAUUCGCCGCAGAGCUCCGUCGAUUCUUUUCUCAAGGCAAUGGCAAACAUGACGCGCAGGAGAACGCCACCCCUCCGUGA